UGCGAUCAUAUGAACGUAUCCAACUGUUUAUCGAAAUACAUGAUACGUUAUAGAUUUUUGUUUCAUUCAAUGACUUUAGUAUAGUAAGUUGACAGAUACUUAGUUCAUGAAUCAAAAGAUAACACAUCAAUUGUUAUUAAUUUCAUCCACUGUAAUACAGUAUUAAUACUUCACCCAAAUUAAGAAAAGGUAUUUGAAGAAAAUAGAGAUGCUAUUUAUAAUAAUAUAGUAUUUUUAAAAAUCGAAAAUCGAGAUUACCCGAGUGGAGUGGACACUAGACAAACGUGCAGAUUGUGUAUACCAUAUAAAGGAAAAGUCUUAUUAGUCCAAUUAUAUUAGGAGAGUCCCCAAAUGGAUUUUCUGUUAUGUACAACAAAAAUAUUUCCUUUUUAUAAAUCUUUUUUGUGUUCUUGAUUGGCAUUAGACAACAAUGGGGUUUGAGACAGAUGAAGCAAGUUCAUCAACCCUGAAAAUACCUGGAGAGGAUGUGCCUUUUUUGGGCCAAAAUCAACAACUUUCUUCUCCUUCAAAGACUUCUGCAAAUAUUUUCAUGUCUUUAGUUGGUGCUGGAGUUCUUGGACUUCCCUACACAUUCAAGAAAACAGGAUGGUUAAUGGGGCCUCUCUUGAUCAUCUCAAUAGCCACUCUUUCUUAUUACUGUAUGAUGCUUCUUGUUUAUUCUAGGCGUAAGCUUGAAUCACAGUUUGAAGGUGCAAAAAUCUCAUCUUUUGGUGAUUUGGGAUUUGCUGUGUGUGGACCUAUUGGUCGUUUAGUUGUUGAUGUUAUGAUUGUUCUCUCCCAAGCAUGUUUUUCAGUUGGAUACAUGAUUUUCAUUGGUAAUACUUUAGUAUAUUUGUUUAAUUCUUCUGUCACAGAAGCAAAUCCCAGAAUCUUGGGAUUUUCGCCUAAAUCGGUGUAUAUUUGGAGCUGUUUCCCAUUCCAGUUAGGGUUGAAUUCAGUUCCCACACUAACCCUUUUAGCCCCUUUGAGUAUUUUUGCUGAAAUUGUUGAUUUAGGAGCUUUGGGUGUAGUGAUGGUUGAAGAUGUGUUAAUUUACCUCAAGAACAGGCCUAGUUUAGAAAUGUUUGGUGGAUUCAAUGUGUUUUUCUACGGUCUUGGUGUGGCUGUUUUUGCUUUUGAAGGGAUGGGAUUGGUGUUGCCUCUGGAAUCUGAGACAAGAGACAAGAACAAGUUUGGGAAAAUAUUGGGUUUGUCAGUUGCCUUUGUAGCAAUUUUAUAUGGUGCAUUUGGAGCAUUGGGUUACUUUGCAUCUGGGGAAGAGACCAAGGAUAUAAUCACCGUAAUUUUCAACAGGGAUCGGUUGCAGCUUGGUCUUUGCAUAAACCUCUUUGGCUUUCCACUGAUGAUGAAUCCAGUUUAUGAAGUGAUGGAAAGGAGAUUCUGUGAAGGCAGAUACUGUUUGUGGUUGAUAUGGCUUAUGGUUUUGACAGUCUGUUUUGUGUCAUUGACAGUACCAAAUUUUGCUGAUUUCAUGUCAUUGGUUGGUAGCAGUGUGAGUGUUGUUUUGGGGUUUGUGUUGCCUGCUUUUUUUCACUUGAUCGUCUUUAAGGAUGAGCUGGGCUGGUAUAGUUUAGCUAUAGAUGCUGCAUUUAUUGUCAUGGGCACAACAUUUGCAGUCUAUGGAACCUCUUCAUCCUUGGCAAAGAUCAUUUCAGAAAUGGCUUAGCUUUUUCUUUAUUUUUCAUGUGAAGAUAUUUUAUAAGAUGCAUAUUUUGCAGCCUGAUUAAUCUAUUGAGUGAAACUACUCGUUAAUGGCAGAAAGUGGAGAAUUUUAUCAAAUAGCUCGGUUAGUUGGCUAUCUAUUUUAUCAAAUAGCUCGGUUAGUUGGCUAUCUGAAGUAAGUGAUGCUUCAAUUCCCACAUUGUAAUCCGCUACACCAUACCCCCUAAUUUUUUCUUAAGAAAAACACGCUUUAGUGGCAAAAGAAGAUUUACCUUUGUUCUUUCCAUACUAGUAUAAACAGCACAUACCAACAAGAAAAGAAAAAGAAAAAUACAAUAUAAGAACACUUCUUUUACUAUCAAUCCAUAGUUCAAUUAGUUAAGCAAUACAACACAAGUGACAAGAUGGGAGCACAAAAUGCACCCAAAAAAAAAAGAAUCAGUUACAAGGAUCCCAAAUCCACUCAUAAAACAAAAUAACUCUCCAAUAUCAACUGAUAAAAAAUGCUCAUUAUACACUUUAUACAUUCAAUAUGGGUGACCAGCAAAAGUUGUGUCCACCUUGAAGUUCCGAAAAAAUAAUGUGGUGGAAAAGGUCAAAAUUCACAUGGAAUAUUUUUUUAAAAAAAUAAAAUCAAGCUAACAAAUAAUAGUACAACACAGCUUAUAUCUUGAUAGCAACGCAUGCCGCACACAUGUUUUAUCUAGUCACAACAUUACAUACCUACAAACAACAAACUGGCCAAAUGAUAAAAAUGAAAUAGAAUAAAA
Solanum lycopersicum (tomato) is the source of this 2453-nucleotide messenger RNA. Its product is annotated as amino acid transporter AVT3C-like. Gene Ontology annotation, biological process: amino acid transmembrane transport. The record is from RefSeq and is a predicted model, not a curated record. Gene Ontology annotation, cellular component: vacuolar membrane. NCBI's taxonomy places the organism in Eukaryota, Viridiplantae, Streptophyta, Magnoliopsida, Solanales, Solanaceae. Gene Ontology annotation, molecular function: L-amino acid transmembrane transporter activity.